Messenger RNA from Danio aesculapii, 2573 nucleotides. RefSeq names its product sulfotransferase family 4A, member 1 (gene sult4a1). Gene Ontology annotation, cellular component: cytoplasm. Gene Ontology annotation, biological process: sulfation. Bases 172 to 1026 code for a protein of 284 amino acids. NCBI's taxonomy places the organism in Eukaryota, Metazoa, Chordata, Actinopteri, Cypriniformes, Danionidae. The transcript has 7 exons. The record is from RefSeq and is a predicted model, not a curated record. Gene Ontology annotation, molecular function: sulfotransferase activity.
AUUACAUCAUCUCUCCUGCGUCUGAUUGGCUGAAGGUCAAGGCGCACGCAAAGCAGCACGUCUUUGCCAAACAAUCAGGCGCUGGCGGAUGUCAAAUGCGCGCUUUUCUCCCCAAAUCUAUUUAAAAAGCGUUCCCUUCGAGCUUUUUGCGUGCUGUGAUCGUUCGAGAGGAUGGCGGAAAGCGAGGUGGACACGCCGAGCACCCCGAUUGAAUACGAGAGCAAAUACUUCGAGCAUCAUGGAGUUCGACUACCUCCCUUCUGCAGGGGCAAGAUGGACGAGAUCGCCAACUUUUCGCUAAGAAGUAGCGACAUAUGGAUCGUCACGUAUCCCAAAUCAGGCACGAGUUUACUACAGGAGGUGGUGUAUCUGGUGAGUCAGGGGGCGGAUCCAGAUGAGAUCGGGCUCAUGAAUAUUGAUGAGCAGCUUCCAGUGCUGGAAUACCCACAGCCUGGAUUGGAGAUUAUCCAGGAACUGACAUCGCCUCGUCUGAUCAAAAGUCACCUGCCGUACCGUUUUCUGCCAUCAGCCAUGCAUAAUGGAGAAGGAAAGGUGAUUUAUAUGGCCAGGAAUCCUAAAGAUCUGGUGGUUUCCUACUACCAGUUUCACCGCUCUUUGAGAACCAUGAGCUACAGAGGAACCUUCCAGGAGUUCUGCAGGAGAUUCAUGAAUGACAAGCUGGGAUAUGGCUCCUGGUUUGAGCAUGUUCAGGAAUUCUGGGAGCAUCGCAUGGACUCCAAUGUUCUCUUUUUGAAAUAUGAGGACAUGUACAAGGAUCUGGGCACUCUGGUGGAGCAGCUGGCUCGAUUUCUGGGCGUCUCGUGUGAUAAAGCCCAGCUGGAGAGCCUGGUGGAGAGCAGUAACCAACUCAUCGAGCAGUGCUGCAACUCUGAGGCCCUGUCCAUCUGCCGUGGUCGUGUUGGUCUGUGGAAGGACGUUUUCACCGUGUCCAUGAAUGAAAAGUUUGAUGCCAUUUACCGCCAGAAGAUGGCAAAGUCUGACCUGACCUUUGACUUUAUCCUGUAAAGCAGCGACACUGGACCAACCAACCAGUUCACCCAGAUUGCUUAAUAAUGUCACCCGAUGGACAUUUCCUCAUGCAGAUUUGACCCCCCCCCCAUCUCUCGCUCAUUACUGCUUUUACAAUAGUAACUUCUUAAUACAGAUACGCAGGCUUUUUUUCUCUUGUGUGUAUUUGUAUAAACAGUGCAUCAGCAGUGCUAGUAAUGGUGAGCACAGUGCUUGUUGCGUUUGCACAUUGUACAGAGCUAUUCCAUAUCCCAAAGGCGCUUAUGAAAAAUGUAUUUAUUAAAAAUCAGAAAUGGAAAAAAAAAAGAUAUAUGCUUAAACCCUAACGACAAACUCAGAGAAAAUGUCAUAGUCUCAGGAGGAUUCUUGAAAUCAUUGGCUAUUAGAUGCACCAAAUAUGCAGUCAUCCAAUCACAGCUCAGCCGAGCCUCAUGAUGAAUGCUGAUUGGCUCCUGGCCAAAUAUCAUCAAGUGUGUGUGGAAUGUCAUUUCGCUUUUUUCUUCUUAGUAGCUUUUACUAGAAAAGCUUUUAACUGAAAAACAUUUAUUUAUUUAUUUUGUUGUUAUAUUUCCUCAGUUAUGCAUCGAUAUUUGGAUUUAGAAAUAUUUUGUUAGUCAAGUAUAUGUAUGAAGGAUAUUUUAAGCACAUUUGGUUCAUUUCACAUCAUGAUGUAAUGCAUCAAAAGUGUUGUUAUGAGGAGAUACGAGUUCAUUUCAUUAUUAUGUCUUGGUCAAACGUAUAAAAAUGCAUAAGGUGAACUUAAAUACCAGCACUCAUAAUAACGUGACUUAUAACCUCACAUAUCCAACAAAUUGCUGCGGCUGCAUUCAGAAUGGGAUACUAGCAUACUUUAUAUUAUAUUCAAUUCAAUUCAGGUUAAUUUGUAUAAUUAUUGUAUUACUAUAAUUAUAGUUUUAAAGCAGCUUUUCAAAGGUGCACAUUACUGCAUUACAAUCAAAUUAAGUUGAAGUUACAAUCAAAUAUAAAUUAUUAUAUUUAAACAUAGUUAACCUGCAGUUUUAUAGCAUAUAUGUGAUGUCUAUGUGUACAUGUUUAAUGAAGUGUAUUUGUGUACAUUAUACUACACUCUCAGAAAUAAAGGUAUGGAAGCUGUCACUGGGGUGGUACCUUUUCAAAAGAUCCACAUUUGUACUUGAAUGGUCCAUAUUGGUACCUCACGGGUACAUAUUAGUACCUAAAAAUUAAGUGGAACACUUUUGCACUUUUUAGGUACUCAUGUGCACCCGUGAGGUAUUAACAUGGACCUUUUAGGUACAAACUUGUACCUUUUCAAAUGGUACCACCCCAGUGACAGCUUCCGUACCUUUAUUUCUGAGAGUGUAGCAUACUACAUAUUAUAGAUGCAAUAGUGUGCAUUAUGCCACUAAAUAGUAUUCUACAUUGUCACAUGACCUCAUUAAAUACAUGUUUAAUAAAGAAACAGGCAGUUAAUUAAUAUGUCUAGAGAUAGUUCUGUGUUUCCAGUUUGUCUGAUACAAAUAAUCCAAUCUGGUUUAUGUUGUUUUCAGUUUUCUGCACAGAAA